Molecule: messenger RNA, 6360 nt
Organism: Cuculus canorus (common cuckoo)
Lineage: Eukaryota; Metazoa; Chordata; Aves; Cuculiformes; Cuculidae
Gene: INTS10
Product: integrator complex subunit 10
Exons: 17
Coding region: 59-2095 (678 amino acids)
Biological process (GO): snRNA processing
Cellular component (GO): integrator complex
Source: RefSeq, a predicted model, not a curated record
AUGUGCGUUUAGACGAGGGGGUGCGCAUGCGCCGCCCGGCGGCCGGGCCGGACGUAAGAUGUCGGCGCAGGGGGACUGCGAGUUCCUGGUGAAGCGAGCGCGGGAGCUGGUGCCGGGGGACCUGUGGGCGGCCAAGGCCUGGCUCAUCACGGCUCGGAGCCUUUACCCCGCCGACUUCAACAUCCAGUAUGAGAUGUACACUAUUGAGAGGAAUGCUGAAAGGACAGCAUCUGCAGGCAGGCUGCUCUACGACAUGUUUGUGAAUUUUCCAGACCAACCUGCUGUAUGGAGAGAGAUUAGCAUUAUUACAUCAGCAUUAAGGAAUGACUCACAGGACAAGCAGACACAAUUUUUAAGAGGCUUAUUUGAAACCCUUCCUGGACGGGUCCAGUGUGAAAUGUUACUGAAGGCCACUGAGCAGUGUUUUAACACAUUAGAAAGGGCAGAAAUGCUUCUACUACUUCUGCGACGUUUCCCAGAGACUGUGGUGCAACAUGGGGUAGGCCUCGGAGAAACAUUAUUAGACGCUGAAAGUAUUGAAGACCAAGAAUCCCCAGUGAAUUGUUUUAGAAAAUUAUUUGUUUGUGACGUUCUUCCUCUAAUAAUCAACAACCCUGAUGUUCGUCUUCCGGCCAGCUUGUUAUAUAAAUAUCUGAAUAAAGCAGCAGAAUUUUAUAUUAACUAUGUAACUAGAUCUGCACAAACAGAAAGCCAAUAUCAAGGUUCACAAGAUUCCUCUGAUAUUAUGUCUCCAAGCAAGCGUAGCUCUCAGAAAUAUGUAAUAGAUGGUCUCACAGAGAAAUCGUCCCAGAUUACAGAUCCUUGGGAGAAGCUAUUUAAAAUAUUAUCUGUGGUGGGAAUGAGGUGUGAAUGGCAAAUGGAUAAGGGAAGAAGAAGUUUUGGUGAUAUUUUGCAUCGCAUGAAAGACCUCUGCAGAUACAUCAGCAACUUUGAUAGUGAUGCACAUGCUAAAUACAAGAAUCAAGUUGUGUAUUCCACAAUGUUGGUCUUCUUUAAAAAUGCAUUCCAGUAUGUCAGCAACAUCCAGCCAUCACUCUUUCAAGGUCCAAACGCCCCAAACCAAGUCCCGUUGGUCCUUCUUGAGGAUGUAACCAAUGUCUAUGGUGAUACCGAUAUUGAUCGUAACAAACACAUGCACAAGAAGAGGAAACUUGCUGAAGGAAGAGAAAAAACAAUGCAGAGCUCAGAUGAUGAAGAUCCUUCUGGGAAGGCACGAAGUCGCCAUAUUACAGUAAACAAGGCAGAUCUUGCAAACUCUAUUGAAGUAUUAGAGAGCUUCAAACUGGCAAGAGAGAGCUGGGAGUUGCUCUAUUCUCUGGAAUCACUCGACAAAGAGUUCACCAGAAUUUGUUUGUCGUGGAAGACAGACACGUGGCUUUGGUUGAGAAUCUUUCUUACAGACAUGAUCAUCUACCAGGGGCAGUACAAAAAAGCAAUUAGCAGCCUACAUCACUUGGCAGCUCUUCAGGGCUCUCAUUCUCCACAGCAAAUUACAGGACAAGGAUCAUUAGAAAAUCAGAGAGCGCUAAUCCAGUUAGCAACAUGCCACUUUGCCCUUGGAGAAUAUCGGCAAACAUGCGAAAAAGUGCUUGACCUCAUGUGCUGUAUUUUACUUCCAAUACAAGAAGGAGGUAAAGUACAAGAGGAGCAACCUAAAGUAAAGUCUAAAUUCAGGAAAGGGUCUGAUUUGAAGCUUUGGCCAUGUACCAGCAAAGCUAUCAUGCCUUACUGCCUCCAUCUAUUGUUAGCUUGUUUCAAGCUCAGAGCUUUCACAGACAGCAGAGAUGACAUGGCCUUGGGUCACGUAGUUGUUCUGCUUCAGCAUGAGUGGCCAAGGGGCGAGAACUUAUUCCUGAAAGCCAUCAACAAAAUCUGCCAACAAGGAAACUUCCAGUAUGAGAAUUUUUUCAACUAUGUCACAAAUAUUGAUAUGUUGGAGGAGUUUGCUUAUUUAAGAACACAGGAAGGAGGGAAAAUUCAUCUGGAACUUCUGCCAAAUCAAGCAAUGUUGAUCAACUCUAGAUUUUCAAACUCAUCCUUGCUGUAUGUCACUGCUUCUGAACAGCUAUAUUAAAACAAGAAUCGGAGUAUGUUGUACUACGUAUGGUGUUAAGUAACAAGCUUUGUCAGCAAGAGGACUUAGCACUGAAGACUACACCUGGUAACUUAUUAGCUGCUAUCUCAAGUCAGUUACUAUAGUUCAGCACUAUUUCUCCAUGUCAGGCUUUUGUUUUGAUUGGCGUGGUAGCUGUUAACUUGCCAUUCUGACCCCACCAGUGAGGAAGUAGGUAGAGAGCAGUGCUUCUAGCAAGACAAAAUUCUCUCUUUGACCUCCUUUUGACCAGUGUUAUGUUUCCUGAUGGAAAUGCUUGUAGAGAGUUCUACUUCUUUGUGCUUAUAAAGCCAAACUGGUCAAAUAUACCGUCCAGCUGGAAAAGCUGUCUUUUGUGUGGCUGAGAAGUGUAGGACAGGAACCACUUCAUCUGAGAACAAAUGGGAGGGAGAGUACUGGGUGUGGUCUCGUGAUCAGGGAUGACUUCUGCUCCUCUGGUAUCCCAGUAUUUUUUUAGCUGGGCUGGCUGUGAGACGCAGGGAUGCUGUUGACCUCAGCAGAAUUGGUCAGCUCACAGCCUCCCCCAGCUAGGGUUUUAGAUGAAGUGUGCCUCAAUAGCCCUGUUUCCUGGGACAGUGGUUGAGAGGUUACAAAUCUGCAGGCUCGCUGUCAUCUUUCACAACUGUCACCAGUUCUAGUUGCAUGAGCUGCUGCUCCAUCCUCCCAGUCAUUAGCCGAGGCUGCUCAGACGCUGUUCCGUCAUGCGCAGGAAGACACUAUGAGUUUGCCAUAGGAGCCCAGUUGCAGCUUUGCUGGAUCUUUCCUCAGCAUAAAUAUACAUAGCAAUCCUGCAUCUUAAGUGAUGCAAAAUGUGUUACAGGUAUUUUAUGUAUUUUGUAAGUACAGCUUUUUGCUUCAUGACUUACAGGACAUUUUCUCCCCAGAUGAAUUCCAUGUUCUUCCAUUACUUUUCCAUAGCACCUCAACCUUUGUAGGAAAUCAUGUUCAUUUUUCAGGAAAGCAAACUGCAAUGUAGUUUUCAAAAGCCAAAGUAAGAUUGCGGUGGCCUGCAGACUUAUAAUUGGGUCCUGCAAAACUCUUGAGGAACUAUUUCAUUUGAUUGAAUAAUUCUUGUGACUAUUUUAUUUCAGGUUAUUGUAGCUGUAUUGUAGUGUUCCUGUACUACUAAAGCAUCUCAUCUUUAUUUGACUUUUAUAAGCAUAGCUCUCCAUACAUAUUCAUUAAUAAAUUACAGAUACUAACCAAAAUGCCCACCUGUGAGAUCUGACGGUAGGUACCUAAGUGUGAGCCUUGCUUCUCUGCCCCCUUCUUAGCAUCUAUGAGGGUGAGUGAUGCAUUUAGUGCCUGGGUGUGCAGUAAGAUUUAGGUGACGUUUUGAGAGAUUUAGGUUAAGAAACUAGACCCGUUCUUUAUAUAUGAAAUUUCUCAUCUCUCCUUGUGGGGGCACUGGAUUUGCUCUAGGCUGGAUGUGUGAAGUUAUUAUCUUGUGUUAUAGAUAACACACAGAGAUAAGAUUUGACAGAGAAAACAAACUGUGUUUCAGCUGAGACACCUUUUGGUGGCUAGUUCUUGUGGCCCUGGUCAUAAAUGGGAGGUUGGUCUGAGUGGGCAUUUGUGCUCAGACUGUGUUGUCCCUUAAGAGACAUUGUUGUAUGCAGUCUGAAUUUGAAAAAAUGAGAGAAGCCGCCUGUGGGCUACUGCAAAGAUACUUAAGCAACCUGUAACAAACAUUGUCAUGUACUCAACUUGGCCAGUACUUGCUGUGCAUGCACUCUGCUUGGGCUCAGCAGCAAAUCCCUUAACUCCAAGCUGUGGGCUCUCCUUGUUCGCUGACAUGCUCUUGCCAGCUCUGCAGGGAAGCUAUGGUUUCUGCAGCGCUCCUCUGAUUUACUUUUCUGAUUGACACGCUUCCUGGAAAGAGCUUCCACAGUUCAUCAUAGUACAGCUGUGAAUCGGUUUUGCACCUACCACUGUCCUUUCUCCCGGUAUGCCUGUCCAAAAAUACGUAUGUAGAUUUAGAGCACAGUCGUAGAACAGCCUUGCAAUGAACCCUGGGGAUAUUUGCAUGCCUGGUGCUGUUAGGGUGCUGCACCCCUUCGGCUGUUCAGUGGUCAAUAUUGCUAUGUGGUCUCACCCGAGUUGCUCCUUUUUCCAGAGAGUUGUUUUGCACUGGAGGGGGAGUUGGUGCGUGGGUGUUUGAAUGCUGCUGUUUGCUGUUUUUUAAAGGACUUCUAGCCCUCCCAUGGGGUUACUGCAGCAGGAAUUCAUACCUGUGCUACAGCCCAGCAUACAGACUGCCGACAGGUACCAAGUGGAAAAACCCUGCUCAUAGUGUGCUGUGUUUUGUCAACAUGUUUUACUGCCCAUGGUUUUCAGCAAUUUGUUACUCAAAAUUUAUAUAUUUUUUUUUCUCCAUUUGUGCCUACAUUGCCUGGCAAACCAUGUUGUUCUAUUAUAACAUUUAUUUUUCUUUUUCCCAUAAGUUGCCAGUAUCUGUGUCCUUUCAACUUAAUAAUCACUGUUCAAUUUAAACAAAAAUGUAGAAAUUCCCCCUAAUUAUACCAAUGUUCAAACACUUACUAGCAAGAUUAUAACCCUUUUUCAAGAUACUGGUUACUAGAUCUGUUUGCAGCUACUUUUAUUCAUUUAAGAAUUCUAUUUUCUAGCUGCAACAUGAUGCAUAUUGUCAAAAGCACUGCUGGCUUUCUCAAUAGCUGUAGGUUGCAUAUUCUCCUUUAGGUUGUAACUGACCAGAGUCCUUGGCUGCUAGCAAUGUUUAAGACAGUAAAAAUGGAAAACAGGGUUUAUCCCAUAACCUCUGAAUAUGCUGUAGUAUUUUCAGUGCAGUUUUGCUUCGCUCAGCCUAUCUCAUCAACGAACUGCCUAGUAGUCUCCAGGCUAGUCUCUUCUUUUCCACAUAUCAUAGGGGUCUGCCCUUUUGGCAGAGAAGUCUGUUGUCAAGUACUGGACUUGCUGAUUAAAGCGAAGGCGGGGGAAUAGUGUUGAUGAGGGUAGUUCCCAGACUCUUCCCUUUCUUGGCAUCUCUGGAUUGGCAUAGAUGCCCUCACCCUUUAUUUUUUUUCUUUCUGUCUUCCAGUGCGCUUGCUGGGCUCAGUCCAGCUCUUCCCUUCUUACCCAUGACUCAGGACUUGUCUUAGUGUUAGCAUUAUGCUUUUCUCUAGGGCUCUCAUUUCAGGGCAUAUCUUUUGCUUCCCUUCCCAAGUAGGUAGAUGUUAAAAAUUCCUGACCUUAAACAUUUCUGGACCAGUGCAGUAAAGCAUAAUGCUUUGGUGCUGUCCUUUAAGGACAGGAUUUAGAUACCGAGUGCUACAGGUCAGUGUGAGGACGAAAGACUGUUCAUAAAAAGGGCCUUUAACAAGGCCAAGUUUCCCAGCCAGCACUGCAGUGGUUUGCUCAGUAGCUGGACCUUUGUUCUGAUUGAAAACAAGUCCUGAACUUCUGCUCCGAAUCAAUGCAAACUCUGCCUAGUGCCCAGUGUCCCUAAGAGCUGGCUUCUACUGACGAAGACUCGCAGCCUGGCUUAAUUUGGACUUUGUGUUGGCCUGUGACGCGAUUACUGCACCUUUCAUUAGUCCAAGAGUUAUUGGUGUUAGUUAGUCAAAGGUUAUAUAGCUUCUUUCUGCGCUGACCUACUGGUACAAGAUGCCCUCUGUUCUUUAUGGUGGCAGCCAUCUCUCCCCUUCUUCCAGAGAAAGCAGGUUCAUCUUUUCACUCUUCUUUCAAUCCAACCAUUUAUAGAAGGAAAUAAAAGGAGGAAGUGGCCUAGGCAGCAAGGGUAGAGAAAAAAAAUUCCCUUCCCCAAGCAAGAAUUCUGCAUGUAGUGGCUUAAGAGAACAGAUUUUCCUCUUAACCAGAACAGCAACAUUUCACACACCCCUCGUCAUAAUCAAAGCAGUGAGAGCAUAAACUUCUACGGAACUUUAACUGUUUAAAGACUUGUUUUUAAAAACCAGCAUAGCACGGGCUCUUUGGCUCUCCGUAUCUAAACUGGGGUACGGACUAUAGGUACAUAGUAAGCGACAUGCAGUACCUUUUACAUUACUGUAGUGCACCAAAUAACCGUUAUUCAAUUUUGUCUGUCUCUCUCUUCUUCAUGGCUUAAGGCAUCAUACAGUCACCCGAGGUAUAACUAAAGGAGUGAAAGAAGAUUUCCGCCUGGCCAUGGAGCGCCAGGUCUCACGCUGUGGGGAAAAUCUCAUGGUGGUCUUGCAUAGGUUCUGCAUUAACGAGAAAAUCCUGCUGCU